Cavenderia fasciculata is the source of this 330-nucleotide messenger RNA. RefSeq lists its product as uncharacterized. The record is from RefSeq and is a predicted model, not a curated record. NCBI's taxonomy places the organism in Eukaryota, Evosea, Eumycetozoa, Acytosteliales, Cavenderiaceae. The coding region runs from base 1 to 330 and encodes 109 amino acids. The transcript has a single exon.
AUGGAGGAGAAACGUAAACUCAAGAGAGAGACCAAGAGAAAAAGAGAAAAUCCAUCUCACAUUAAAGCAGUAUCUAUUGAUAAGAUUUCAGAGUAUAAGCAAUUCAUCAUAGCCUCAAAAGAAGAAAAGAAAUUAACAAAAAAGGAAAACAAAUUGUCAAAGAAAUUAAAAAGUAAAAAACAACAAAACAAAUUAUAUCUACAAUCAUUGAGAUGUGGUUCUAGAGAAAUCAAUAGUAAAUCAAAUAUUUUAGAAAACAAUAAUAAUAAUAAUAAUAAUAAUACAAAUUUAGUUUAUAAUUCUGCUAGAAAUUAUGUUUUAAAUAAAUAA